Molecule: messenger RNA, 4557 nt
Organism: Drosophila willistoni
Lineage: Eukaryota; Metazoa; Arthropoda; Insecta; Diptera; Drosophilidae
Gene: PNUTS
Product: serine/threonine-protein phosphatase 1 regulatory subunit 10
Exons: 6
Coding region: 470-3955 (1161 amino acids)
Molecular function (GO): metal ion binding
Source: RefSeq, a predicted model, not a curated record
AAGGCCAUUAGAGCUGCCAACUUGAAGAAAAAAAUCGGCCUGAAGAAACUUAACUAAAUUACAAACAAAAAUAAGGAAGAACCGUGUCAUUUGCUAAAAUAUUGCUGUUUUUCCUGUAUUCAAUUUUUCUUCGACCAUUCAAGAGGGGCGGCGGUGGGAGUGAUUUUGAACGAGUUGUCAGCCCCGCUUUGUUUCAAAGCGCAUUCCAGGGCAAUUAUCGAUUGUAGCUAGUCGAUAACGCUAACUUUUAACUAAAGUGAGGCACGUACAGCACAACAGAAGUAGGAUAAUAAAGAGGGAUUUUGGUCUGAAAUACUGUUUAAUGGCGAUUACGUAAUCUGGUGAAAUAUUUUGUGUAUCAAUUACGCACGUGUGUGAGAUAAAGAGAGAAAACGAAAAGGGCAGCUGCGAAGUCGGCGUUGCCAUAUCAAUUAAUUCUGAAUUUAAUUUUCACAUUUAAGUAUUUAUAAUGCCACGGAUUGUGCCUUUGCAAUUAUUAAAAUGCCUGCGGGUACUUUUAGACAACAAUGGUGGCAUAUUAAGUGGCCAGGAAGUGAAACGGAUAGCUGGACUUAUGGCAAAAUAUUCCAAAAAGCUGGUUUCCAAAUGUGUUUAUGUACAAAUAUUGAAAUCGACAAAAACUGAGUUGCUUGACGACUUCAUGGCUGUGGGUGGAUGGUCUUUGGUCUACAACUGGUUAAAUGAUGCCAUUAGGGCGAUGAACUGGCCUUUGGUUCAGGAGAUUUUGGAACUAUUGCUACUAUCCCCGGUAGAUGUCAAUCGAUUGAAAAUCAAUUCAGCACCCGUUUUAGUUAAAGGAUUGUGUCGAGAUGGCGGCAAUGAGGGAGUACGGAUAUUGGCCAAGCGGUUGGUAGAACAAUGGUUAAAGAUUGUCACAGAGAACACAUCAGAAGUUAUUGCGGCAUCUGCAGCAGCUGCUACUUCAUCCACACCGCAGCCCCAGCAGACCGUGGUUUCUACAACGACGGCAACGGCUACAAUACCCGCAGAACCUGAGACUUCUUCAGCAUCAUCGGACAGCAUGGAUAGCUCGAGUGGCCCUUCAGCUUCUGCUCCAUUAACUUUAAAUUAUACCAUUACCUCUGCCCCCCCGAAUCAGAAUAACAGCAAAACGAAGAACUUGACUAUCAAAUUGAAGACAGUUGAUAAAUCGUUAUUGUCUGUUCAGCAAUGUGGAGAUGACCAGGAUGAUGAUUAUGAUAAUGACGAUGAGGCAGCAUCGCAAAUUGUCAAUAAGCAAACAAAUUUGUCAAAUUUAGAUGAUAGUUGUUCAGCAAAAACAAAUGAUGAACUGGAGGAGGAUGUGGAGGCGAAAAAAUCAAAAAGCUCACGAGACAAAACUUCCAGUAAAAGGUCAGAAAAGGAUAAAGAUCGUGACAAGGACAAGGAACGAAAGUCCUCGUCUAGCAGUAGUCAUAGAUCAUCUUCAUCUAGCCAUAAGUCGUCGUCGUCCUCCUCCUCAUCAUCCUCUAAGAGUUCCUCUUCGAAAAGCUCCUCUCAUCGCAGUUCGAGUGACAAAAGUCGUGACAAAGACAAACCUCGCUCUAGUUCCAGUUCGAGUUCAAGUUCUAGUAAAGAUAAAGAGCGGAGUAGUAGUUCCUCGAAUAAGCACAAGUCGUCUAAGAGUUCUUCAUCUUCUUCCUCUUCCUCUUCGUCGUCCUCCUCUGGUCAGCGAAAAGAAAAGGAGAAGACGUCGUUGUCCUCUUCGUCGUCAUCUUCUUCCUCUUCUAAGAGAGAGUCGCUUGAGAAAGACAACAAGCUUAUGCCCCCACCGACUACUGAUAAUUUGAACAAAAAAGAUUCUGAUUCCACACCGCCCAAGCCUAGAUCAAUACCGAUUAUGUCUAGGAAAGCCUCAAUAUCGAUUGAGGUUCGUCGUGAUACAGAAAAGGGUGCUACAGUUAAAACGUAUCAAUCGAAAUUUCGUUCUCAUGGUUUAACCGAAGAGGCACCACCGCCGCCUUCGCGCAAAGGACUAAAGAAGCCUACUUCAUCGGCACCAAGCAGUGUGGCCACGUCUCUGGGAACGACGGAGAAAAUCCCGCUGAAGAGACCCUCACCGCCGCCAUCGCUGACAUCUCCACUCACCUCCCCAGUGGUCGAGAGCAAGAAGCCCAAAAUUGAUCUUAGCACCAUCAACGGUCUUGUGGAGCGUCCCGGCUCCGCAAAGCUCAUAGCACCUAAAAAGAUUCAAACUUUGGUAGAGACAAAUCUUUUUUCGGAUGCUUUGGCCGCCUCGAUUGAGCCCAAGAAGGUGGUUAAGCGUAAGAGAAAUGCAACGGCCACAUCACCAACUGCUGAGAAAGAUGGUGUACCAUUGGCUCCUCUGAAAUUCUAUCAGGACACGCUGGAUGAGUCCAAGAGUUUGGAGGAGAGCACCAAAUCGGAUGACAGCAGCAAAGAGAAUGACGAAAGCAGGGACAAAGAUGACAUCGAUGAUGAUGAUAUUCCUCUAAAACGUGUCAAAGAGGAUAUCGAGCAGCGAGUGAGAAAGGAGAAGGGUGAAGCGGCAACAGCUGAGGAAGGAUCAAAUCCUGAGACGGCUGAAGAAGAAUACGAGCCCCCAGAGCCUAAGAAACCGGGCCCUGGCUGUGGUCCAGACGGUCCUCCAGGUGUUCUGAUGCUCCAUAGACGAAGGGGUCCUAAAAAGAAGCUAACGUGGCAACCAGAGGAUAAACUCACUCAGAUUCGUUACUUUGAAGUCGAUCGCUCCGAGCGGGUGAAUGUGACAAAACAAAGUUUCCUGGAAAUGAAGAACAUGGAGCGUUAUAGCGAACGCGAUGCCUUGAAUAUAGCUCGCCGAGGCUUCGAUGACAUCAUGGAGCCACAAAUGGAAUGGCGACCACUGAUAGAAGUGGAUAAUGUCCCUGAUCAUCCCAAUGGAAAUUUGUCGAAGCAGCGCCAAGUUCAAGCCGACCGAGAAGCUACCACGUUGCGGGCUUUGUAUUUCUCACCCGACAUGAUACCUGAUAGUGCUACCGAGGCUGAAUUGGAGCCACAUUUCGCUCAUGACAUCCCACUGAUACCUAUGGAUGAUCUCACUGGUAAUCCGGAUGCGGUCAAUGACUACAGUGCCUUGCCCUGGCCAGAGCCGAAGGGUUAUGCCAACAGCGGCAUAGGUGUAGCAAAUAGUGGCAAUAUGAAUCUGAAUUCCCCUGAUAUAGGGUUUAAUGAUCCAAUUAUACCGCCUAUUGGUGGACCGUUAGGACCGAUUGGAGGACCAAUGGGACCCAUGGGGGUAGGACCACCGCCUCCGGUCAAUAAUAUCGGCAUGGGCAUGGGACAUAAUGCCUUCCAGCCCUUUGGUCAUUUAGGCAAUAAUUUUAUGCCGAAUCCACAGCAACAGCAGCAGCAGCAACAACAACAGCAGCAGCAGCAGCAGCAGCAACCACAGAUGCCCAUGAAUGGUCCACCUCCAGGAAUUUGGAUGAAUGGUCCUGGUGGCCUAGAUAUGAAUCAAGGUGGAGGCGGAGGAAUGCCGCCACCUCAUCAAAACUUUAUGGGCGGCAAUCAGUUCGGUAGCCCAGGUGGCGGACCAGUUGGUCCUUUUGGUGGCCCAGGAAAUUUCAAUCAGUUUGGUCCCAUGAUGAUGAAUGGACCUGGUCCUGGGCCCGGUCCCAUGAUGAAUGGACCCAAUGGGCCGAUGCAAAAUGGCCCGAACGGACCAAUGCAAAAUGGACCCAAUGGUCCCAUGCAAAAUGGACGACACAAUAACAAACGGAAUAACAAGAAUAACGGAAAUGGAAAUUGGCGAAGCGGUGGCAAUAAUUUUCAGGACGGAGGCGGUGGCAAUUGGCGCUCAGCGGGCUCUGGCUCCAAUCGCGGUGGCGGAGGAAACACUGGCAUCUGUAAACAAUUCAUGCGUGGACACUGCUCCAUGGGCAAAGCCUGCAAGUAUGUGCAUCCGCAGAAAAAGAACAAUAACCGCAUGUAGGAGGACCUAAACGAAUCUUCCCAAUCUCCGGAAGAUUCGACUGCAUAGAUCUCAUCAUCGUCACUACAAUCAUCAUCAAAAUCAAUGCUGAACUGGGAUGAAAGCCACAAGCCAGAGCCAAUGCCCCAGCCAAGCCACUGAAGACUGUUGCAAUCGCCUUACAUUUAGUUAUAGUUUUUUUGUUUUACUAAUAACUGGCUGAAAGUUAUUUGGCCAUUAUCUCUGCCUAAGAUGUGAAAUGGUUUGCAAUUUUUUUUUUAUAUUUUAACUUUUAAUGGUUCUACGGAGAAAAUAGGCCCAAAUAACUACGGUAUGUGUAUAUAUUUAUAGAUUUAUAGUGUCUCUUAGAGUAGAGGCGUAGAAGUCAUCAAGCUCUAUCAAAUUUGUUUAAAUUAAGUUGCAUUUAUUGGAUGGAUAGUGAACAAACCAGGUUAGACAUAGAGUUCGCACAUUUUGUACUUAUUAAGGACUCUCAUUUAACAAUUGUAUUAAACUACAUUUAUACACACACACACCCAUAUAUAUAUAUAUAUACAUAUUUCCUAUUGAUAAGUUUAUAAUUAUAUACUAAAUGUAGAAUAAAGACCAAGUCAUAUUAUGAA